AUGGGACCUUUGCUUGGUGUUGGUAACAGGAAAACGCUAGACAUCGAGGAUGUUCCUGGAUUAGAUGUUGCUGAUAGUGCUAAUGGUAUCUACCCAAUUUUUAGAAAUAAGCUUGAAUCUUAUUGUGCCGGUAGUGAAGUAAAUACGUUCAAACUAGUUAAGGCAAUAAUCUACUCGGUUUGGCGAGAAGUUGCAGUGACAGCUUUACUAGCAAUGAUUUACACAGUUGCUACCUAUGUUGGGCCUUACCUUAUUGAUACCUUUGUCCAAUGUCUCAAUGGCCAUCAAGAAUAUAAUCACGAGGGUUAUGUUUUGGUGUCUGUAUUUUUCCUUGCAAAGCUCGUUGAGUGCCUUGCACAAAGGCACUGGUUUUUCAUGCAGCAACAGGCUGGUGUAAGAGUCAAAGCUGCACUGGUUGGGGCCAUCUAUUCGAAGGGUCUGACUCUUUCAAGCCAGUCGAGACAGUGUCACUCAAGCGGUGAGAUCAUUAAUUUCAUGACUGUGGAUGCUGAGAGGAUAGGGGAUUUUAGCAGGUCUAUGCAUGAUCUAUGGAUGGUUCCAAUCCAAGUCGGUUUAGCCUUGAUUAUCUUGUACAAAAACCUUGGGCUUGCUUCAGUUGCAGCUUUUGUUGCCACUGUCAUUGUAAUGCUGGCAAAUGUUCCUCUGGGUGCAAUGCAGGAGAAUUUCCAAGAAAAAUUGAUGGCGUCAAAAGAUAAAAGGAUGAAAGCAACAUCAGAGAUACUUAGGAACAUGAGAAUUCUGAAGCUCCAAGGCUGGGAAAUGAAGUUUUUGUCUAAGAUUAUUGAUCUCAGGAAAAGCGAAGAAGGAUGGUUGAGGAAGUAUGUCUAUACAUCAGCCAUGACCACCUUUGUUUUUUGGGGUGCGCCCACGUUUGUGUCCGUGGUCACUUUCGGAGCGUGCAUGCUUAUGGGAAUUCCACUGGAGUCGGGGAAGAUUCUAUCAGCACUUGCAACGUUCAGGAUUCUACAAGAGCCUAUUUAUAAACUCCCUGACACAAUUUCAAUGGUAGCUCAGGCUAAAGUUUCACUUGAUAGAAUUGCCUCAUUCCUCUGUCUCAGUGACCUUGAAGACAACAUAGUCGAGAAACUUCCAAGAAGUGCUUCUGGUAUUUCACUUGAAAUUGAAAACGGGAAUUUCUCGUGGGAUCUCUCUUUGUCAACUCCUACAUUGAGAGAUCUAAAUAUUCAAGUAAAUCAUGGCAUGAGAGUAGCUGUCUGCGGUACUGUUGGCUCAGGAAAGUCGAGCUUUCUUUCCUGCAUCUUAGGAGAGGUACCCAAGGUAUCUGGUACGGUUAAGAUUAGCGGAACAAAGGCUUUUGUUGCUCAGUCCCCAUGGAUACAGAGCGGAAAGAUUGAGGAUAACAUUUUGUUUGGUAAGGAAAUGGACAGGGAAAUGUAUGGCAGGGUCCUCGAAGCAUGUUCACUGAAUAAGGACUUGGAGAUUUUGUCUUUUGGCGAUCAGACAGUCAUAGGGGAAAGGGGAAUCAAUUUGAGUGGUGGACAAAAACAAAGAAUACAAAUUGCUCGUGCUAUAUACCAGGAUGCUGAUAUUUAUCUGUUUGAUGAUCCUUUUAGUGCAGUCGAUGCUCACACGGGAUCACACAUUUUUAAGGAAUGUCUACUUGGGCUUUUGAGUUCCAAAACUGUGAUUUAUGUUACACAUCAAGUGGAAUUCUUACCUUCUGCCGAUCUUAUUUUGGUUUUGAAAGAUGGGAAGAUUACUCAAGCAGGGAAAUAUGAGGAUAUUCUCAAUUCAGGAACAGAUUUUAUGGAACUGGUUGGUGCACAUGAAAUAGCAAUGUCGGCCCUUGAUUCUUUUGAGGCAGGAGUUAAAAUAACUGGUGCCGGAGAGAAUUUUCAGCAAGUGGCGCAUAAAAAAGAAGAUAAAAGAGAAGAACAGGAAUUUAAAGCUGAUGAAACAGUAGUGCCACAAGGCCAGCUGGUUCAAAAAGAAGAGACAGAGAAAGGCCAAGUUGGUUUUUGGGUGUAUUGGAAAUAUAUAACCACUGCAUAUGGAGGUGCACUUGUACCACUGAUACUGCUAGUGCAGGUAACUUUCCAGACCCUUCAAAUUGGGAGCAAUUACUGGAUGGCUUGGGCAACCCCGAUAUCAAAGGAUGUAGAAUCUCCGGUUAAAGGCUCCACUCUCAUCCUAGUAUACGUUCUGUUGGCUGUAGGAAGCUCCCUUUGCGUUCUUGUGAGGACCACUCUUGUUGCAACUGCUGGAUACAAGAAUGCAACUCUGCUCUUCAACAAAAUGCAUCUUUGUAUUUUUCGAGCUGCCAUGUCAUUUUUUGAUUCCACACCGAGUGGAAGGAUACUAAAUAGAGUUUCUACAGAUCAAAGUACAGUGGAUACCAAAAUUGCAACUCAAAUGGGAUACCUUGCCUCUUCAACAAUACAACUUCUAGGGAUAAUUGCAGUAAUGUCACAAGUUGCAUGGCAGCUCUUCAUCGUGUUUAUCCCCGUAAUUGCUAUAUGCAUUUGGUACCAGCGAUAUUACAUAUCCACCGCUCGAGAUCUAGCUCGUUUAGUUGGAAUCUGCAAAGCUCCAGUUAUUCAACAUUUCGCUGAAACUAUAUCGGGAUCAACAACAAUAAGAAGUUUUAGUCAGGAACCAAGAUUUAUGGACACAAACCUGAAGUUGACGGAUGCUUGUUCCCGACCUAAAUUUUACAGCGCAGUUGCAAUGGAGUGGCUAUGCUUUCGCUUGGACCUGUUGUCAUCCAUUAUAUUUGCCUUGUCAUCGAUUUUCUUGAUCUCCAUGCCACAGGGUGUAAUUGAUCCUGGUGUUGCAGGUUUAACGGUGACAUAUGGACUUAAUCUGAACAUGUUACAAACAUGGGUUAUUUUGAAUCUUUGCAAUGUCGAGAAUAGAAUCAUAUCAGUUGAGAGAAUACUUCAAUACUCAUCCAUUCCUAGUGAGCCUCCCCUUGCUAUUGAAGCAAGUAGGCCAUUGCAGGAUUGGCCAUCUCAUGGAGAAGUUGAUAUUCGUGAUCUGCAGGUUCGUUAUGCUCCACACAUGCCUCUUGUAUUGAGGGGUCUUACAUGUACAUUUCAUGGUGGAAAGAAGACAGGUAUAGUCGGGAGAACAGGUAGUGGUAAAUCAACUCUCAUUCAGACACUGUUCCGCAUUGUCGAUCCAUCUGCUGGUCAGAUUCUCAUAGAUGGUGUUAACAUCUCCACCAUUGGACUGCACGACUUGAGAUCAAGAUUAAGUAUAAUUCCCCAAGAUCCAACCAUGUUUGAGGGUACUGUGCGAAGCAACCUAGAUCCGCUGGAGGAAUACACCGAUGAACAGAUUUGGCAGGCUCUAGAUAAAUGCCAACUGGGAGAAGAAGUACGGAAGAAAGAAGGAAAGCUUGAUGCUUCAGUUAUUGAAAAUGGUGAGAACUGGAGUAUGGGCCAGAGGCAACUAGUUUGUCUAGCGAGAGUACUUUUGAAGAAGAGUAAAAUCUUGGUGCUUGAUGAAGCUACCGCAUCUGUCGACACUGCUACUGAUAAUCUUAUCCAGCAAACACUCAGACUGCAGUUUUGGGACUGUACUGUUAUCACUAUCGCGCAUAGAAUAACUUCUGUACUUGAUAGUGACAUGGUCCUACUGCUAGAUCAUGGGCUUGCUGUGGAAUACGACUCUCCAACUAAAUUACUAGAAAACAAGAAAUCUUCAUUUUCAAAGCUCGUGGCAGAGUAUAGCUCGAGAUCAGGUUCAAGUUUUCUGACAUGAUCGAGCUUUCGAUUUUAAAUGGUAACCUCUUAUUAUUAUUAGCCCACAAAUUUAGUUUCAUAUUCAUGAUUGUCAGAGAGGAUGGUGAUCCCAGUUUUUUGCUUGACAGACCCCUCAUUAUUACUUUUAUGAAUACAAAAUCUAGUGAUGUAGUAGAAAGAUAGUGCGUAAAAAUGAUUUAUUUCAUUCUGUGUAU
Molecule: messenger RNA, 3943 nt
Organism: Papaver somniferum (opium poppy)
Lineage: Eukaryota; Viridiplantae; Streptophyta; Magnoliopsida; Ranunculales; Papaveraceae
Product: ABC transporter C family member 3-like
Exons: 10
Coding region: 1-3747 (1248 amino acids)
Biological process (GO): transmembrane transport
Cellular component (GO): vacuolar membrane; plant-type vacuole
Molecular function (GO): ATP hydrolysis activity; ABC-type transporter activity; ATP binding
Source: RefSeq, a predicted model, not a curated record